Perca flavescens (yellow perch) is the source of this 944-nucleotide messenger RNA. Its product is annotated as sodium channel subunit beta-1. Gene Ontology annotation, biological process: regulation of sodium ion transmembrane transporter activity; cardiac muscle cell action potential involved in contraction; sodium ion transport. The record is from RefSeq and is a predicted model, not a curated record. Gene Ontology annotation, molecular function: sodium channel inhibitor activity; transmembrane transporter binding. Gene Ontology annotation, cellular component: voltage-gated sodium channel complex. Lineage: Eukaryota; Metazoa; Chordata; Actinopteri; Perciformes; Percidae. The coding region runs from base 37 to 654 and encodes 205 amino acids. The transcript has 6 exons.
GGACUUGAUGGGGAGAGGGCGGCCAAGCAGGACGCAAUGUCCGAGUGCCGUGGGGCGUGUGCAGAGGUGGACUCUGACACAGAGGCAGUGGCGGGCAAGGGCUUCAAACUGGGCUGCAUCUCCUGCAAGAUGAGGAGGGAGGUGGAGGCUAUAGCCACCGUCGAAUGGUACUUCAGGCCGAAAGGAGAAGCCGACUUUGUUCAUAUCUACACCUACAACGAGGAAGGCCCCCUCGUUGAACACGACGACUUUAUGGACCGUUUGGAUUGGAACGGAACUAAGAGGAGCCAAGACAUCCAGGAUGGAUCCAUAUACCUGCUCAACGUCACCUUCAAUGACACGGGCACCUACCGCUGCUUUUUCAACCGCAUCCUCUUCUACGCUAACCAUGAAAACAGCACCGUUAUCAGCAAAGUGGUCCAACUUUCUGUGGUGGCUAAAGCGACCAGAGGAACGGCUUCCAUCGUGUCCGAGGUCAUGAUGUACGUGUCCAUUAUUGGCCUUCAGGUCUGGCUCCUCAUAGAGAUGAUAUACUGCUACAGGAAAAUAUCAGCAGCUGGAGAAGAAGCAUUAAGAGAAGCAGCAAAUGCUGAAUAUUUAGCGAUAGCCUCAGAAAGUAAAGAGAACUGCGCAGGGGUGCAGGUUGGAGAAUAGCACAGAGGUGAAAGUGCAUGUCAGCAGCAUCAUUCCCAGGCUUCUUCCCUGGACUAAAAACAUCCUUCCACCCUCUGACCUGCAUGUAGACAACUUGGGGGUAAAACUCCUCUUCCUCUCAAGCCUCUAUUUGACCUUUUCCCUGACAAAGAUCACACAUGGAUAUUACAUACAAAGAAAGCAUGGUACCAGCACUGUAAAUAGUAUUCUGCGCCAAAAAAGCAUGUUCUUUUUCUGCACUUAUUUGAUAAACCAUUAUGCAUUAAAGAGCCACAUUGUUGUAUUUUUAA